Meleagris gallopavo (turkey) is the source of this 1269-nucleotide messenger RNA. The record is from RefSeq and is a predicted model, not a curated record. NCBI's taxonomy places the organism in Eukaryota, Metazoa, Chordata, Aves, Galliformes, Phasianidae.
AUGGGAGACUUGAAUUUAAGGUUUUAUGGUAUCAGUGUAAGUGGGCAAAAAAAGAAAAGUACUAUUAUACAGGGGAAUGUGACCUUUUCCUGCUCAGAACCACAAAUUAUUCCCAUCACCUUUGUCAGCUCCAGUAGAAGCUACUUGUUACUGCCUGGAACUCCUCAAAUUGACGGGUUGUCAGUCAGUUUUCAGUUUCGAACGUGGAAUAAAGAUGGCUUACUCCUGUCCACCGAAUUGUCUGAAAAUUCAGGAUCUCUUUUGGUUUAUCUCCAUGGAGGGAGACUGACACUUCUUAUUCAGAAAAUGGCAGAAGACCCAGUGGAAAUCAGUGAAGGCACCAAUCUCCAUGAUGGGCUUUGGCAUUUACUUAACAUCAAUGCUAGAAGACAUCGCAUUACCCUGACAUUGGAUAACAAUGCUGCCACUGCUAACCAUGCAACCACUGUCUCAAGAAUCUACUCAGGGAACAGCUACUAUUUUGGAGGCUCUCUGUCCUUCCAGGUUUUCACAGGGAACAGCAAUGCUGACAGCGUGGUUCACCACAAACUCCUGUACUCCAUGAAAGCUCGCUUCUUGCGCUUCAUCCCUCUGAAGUGGAAUGUUGGUGGUCACAUAGGGCUGAGAGUGGAGGUCUUCGGUUGCUCUUAUAAGUCAGAUAUUGCAGACUUCGAUGGCAGAAGUUCCCUCCUCUACAGGUUCAAUCAGAAGCUUAUGAGCACGUUCAAAGAUGUGGUUUCCUUAAAGUUCAAGAGCAUGCAGGAGGAUGGAGUCUUAUUCCACGGAGAAGGACAACGUGGAGAUUAUAUUACCCUGGAACUGCAGAAGGGGAAGCUCUCCUUGCACAUCAACCUGGGGGACUCCAACCUGCACUUCACUAACAGCCACACAUCUAUCACCCUGGGCAGCCUCCUGGAUGACCAACACUGGCACUCAGUUCUCAUAGAGCGCUUCAACAAGCAGGUGAACUUCACAGUGGACAAGCAUACUCAGCAUUUUCGAACGAAGGGGGACUCGGAUCACUUAGAUAUUGAUUACGAGCUCAGUUUUGGAGGCAUUCCUGUCCCAGGGAAACCAGGAACCUUUCAGAGGAAAAACUUCCAUGGCUGCAUUGAGAACCUUUAUUACAAUGGAGUCAAUAUAAUUGACCUGGCAAAAAGGCGCAAACCUCAGAUCUAUACUGUGGUAAGAGACAGUGUUGUUUACUUUCCUUCUUACUUUCCCGCUGUUGGUGCUGCUGGCUGUAUUGAAUGAAUGGAGUUCAGAUUU